Molecule: messenger RNA, 2768 nt
Organism: Budorcas taxicolor (takin)
Lineage: Eukaryota; Metazoa; Chordata; Mammalia; Artiodactyla; Bovidae
Gene: ZCCHC8
Product: zinc finger CCHC-type containing 8
Exons: 14
Coding region: 1-2124 (707 amino acids)
Cellular component (GO): catalytic step 2 spliceosome
Molecular function (GO): zinc ion binding; RNA binding
Source: RefSeq, a predicted model, not a curated record
AUGGCGGCGGAGGUGGAUUUUGGCGACUUAGAGCUGUUCGAGGCGUUUGACCACCCCGAGGAGUCGACUCCGAAGCCCGUUCAUACCCGCUUCAAGGACGACGAUGGCGACGAGGAGGUCGAGAAUGGGACUGGCGACGCGGAGCUGCGGGAACGGCUUCGGCAGUGCGAGGAAACCAUCGAGCAGCUCCGCGCCGAGAAUCAAGAACUUAAAAGAAAAUUGAAUAUUUUGACUCGACCAAGUGGAAUAUUGGUGAACAAUACUAAGUUAGAUGGACCUUUAUUACAGAUUCUAUUUAUGAACAAUGUUAUUUCAAAGCAAUAUCAUCAAGAAAUAGAGGAAUUUGUAUCAAAUUUAGUAAAAAGAUUUGAGGAACAGCAGAAAAAUGAUGUGGAAAAGACUUCCUUUAAUCUUUUGCCCCAGCCAUCCAGUGUUAUGCUAGAAGAGGACCAUAAAGUAGAAGAAUCCAGUGCCGUUAAUAAUAAGGAAGCUUUUAGUGUUGUAGGAAGUGUCCUGUAUUUUACUAAUUUUUGCCUUGAUAAAUUGGGGCAACCGCUACUAAAUGAAAACCCUCAGCUUACGGAAGGAUGGGAAAUACCCAAGUACCAGCAAGUCUUCAGCCACAUUGUUUCUCUAGAAGGGCAAGAAAUACAAGUAAAGGCAAAAAGGCCAAAGCCUCACUGUUUCAAUUGUGGUUCUGAAGAGCAUCAAAUGAAAGAUUGCCCAAUGCCUCGAAAUGCUGCUCGAAUAAGUGAAAAGAGAAAAGAGUAUAUGGAUGCCUGUGGUGAGACAAACAAUCAGAAUUUUCAGCAGCGAUAUCAUGCAGAAGAAGUAGAAGAGAGAUUUGGAAGAUUUAAGCCAGGAGUUAUUAGUGAGGAACUCCAGGAUGCACUGGGUGUGACGGACAAGAGUCUUCCACCUUUUAUAUAUCGAAUGCGCCAGCUAGGAUACCCACCAGGGUGGCUCAAAGAGGCCGAACUGGAGAACUCAGGGCUUGCGCUCUAUGAUGGGAAAGAUGGUGCUGAUGGAGAGACAGAAGCUGGAGAAGUACAGCAAAAUAAAAGUGUCACUUACGAUCUCUCGAAAUUGGUAAACUAUCCAGGUUUUAAUAUAUCUACUCCCAGAGGAAUUCCAGAUGAAUGGAGGAUAUUUGGGUCAAUACCAAUGCAGGCGUGUCAGCAGAAGGACGUGUUUGCCAAUUACCUAACUUCUAACUUCCAAGCGCCAAGCAUGAAGCCUAGCAGCAAAAGGUCUUCGUCUCAGUCCAGCCCCAGUAGUCCAAAGAAGCAGAAGAAGGAAGACAGCUCAGCAGCCUCACCCGCUGACAUGGAACUGGACUCGGAUGCCGAGGUCCCGCAUGGGUCCCCAAACAGCGAAGCUUUUCAGUUUCAGCCCCCGCUGCCCCCUGGCACGCCUCCCCCGCUCCCCCGGGGCACCCCUCCGCCCAUCUUCACUCCUCCGCUCCCCAAGGGCACCCCGCCGCUGACUCCCAGUGACUCACCUCGGACGAGAACGGCAUCCGUGACUAUGGACGAGGACGCGCUGACUCUGGAGGAACUAGAAGAACAGCAGAGGCAGAUAUGGGCGGCCCUGGAGCAGGCCGAGAGCGUCAACAGUGAUUCGGAUAUUCCUGUAGACACACCUUUAACUGGGAAUUCGGUGGCCUCUUCACCUUGUCCAAACGAACCUGACCUCCCUGUCCCAGAGGGAAAAACAUCCGAAAAGCAGGUGCCAUGGGAGGCCGAGGUACCAGACACUGCUGCAAAGAAAUCGGAAGAGGAGCAAGCCUCGAGCCCAGGUUUUGAGACUGCUUUGCUUGGCCAGAAGGAAAAGGAAGAGUCCACUCAGGUAGACCCUAAAGGUGCUCUUGACCACGGCAGGGUCGAGUCAAACAGUGAGGUCAGGAAUGGAGGGAGCAGCCAGCAGCUCCUUCAUGCGGACGGCAGUCCUGCAGCAGCCACGAAGGCCCACAGUGCUAUCCCCGACAUGAGCAAGUUUGCAACCGGAAUAACGCCGUUUGAAUUUGAGAACAUGGCAGAAUCUACUGGAAUGUACCUCAGGAUAAGAAACUUGUUAAAGAAUUCACCUCGAAACCAGCAAAAGAACAAGAAGACUUCUGAAUGACUGCUUGACAUAGCACCCAGUGCUAUUUAAUUAUAACUGUGUUCUGGUAAUUAGGACUAAAUGGACAGGUAAAAUUGUUUUCCUAUUUGUCCCUCCCACAUGAAAGAAAAAAAAUCUAUCCAAGGCUUAAUUGUGGUCUAAGGUCAGGCCUCUUUUAAAGAACAGAAAGACUGAGCUUGCAGGUUUACUAUAUUUUAUUCUCACUGAUAAAAACUUGGCGGGAGGUAAGUAGGAGCCGGUUUAGAGAUAGUUUGUUAAGGUUUAUACUAUUUUUGGAUUGUGAAUGUCUGUCAGGAGUGAUGGUUUUUAAUCUGUCUUUUGUACAUCGUUUUCCCUUUCUACAUUUUGCUAUUAUCCUGUACGUAAGUUUAAUAUAUCACUUUUUAAAAAGAAAAAAUUUAACCAUUUAAAAUUCAUAUUUCAACUCUUAACCAAAUGAGAAAAAUCAGGGAUGAGCAGCUUUAUACCAUUUGGGGUAUUUUUGUAAAUGAUUUACAUGCAUCCGUUUUAAUAACACUUACUUUUUUGUAACUUCAUUCUUCAUAUAAGCUUGCUAUACAGGUAUGUUCAUCUUUGUGUACAAAGGUUUAAUAAAUUAGUUUUCAUAUACAUAAUCUAAGACUUUGAAUAUAAAAAAAUGAUUC